UUUACGAUAAAUUGCCAUUAUGCAGAAAACAGAAAAACCCUUACUUCAAACGCACCGUUUCAGUUCUUCAGGAAAUCCCCAUCAGACAGUCGGGCCUUAAACCCUACAAGAACUUGAAGAAGCUGAUGACGGACAGUCUCUGACUGUGUGAGUCUCUGAUUGUGCAUCGAAUCUAGGGGAGCAAUAGUCAAUAAUACAAGGUUUGCAGGCGUUUGACGACAGAACUUGACAAUAUGCAGAUUCUCUUUAGAAACUUGCUGCGGAGAAAGACUUCAUUCAAACAAGAUGUUGUUUGUCGUGCUUAUUCUUCCUGCAAGUUCCUUGAUAUUGGACAGCCCACUCCAGCAACUCAUCCUCAGUUGCUAAAGGAUGGAGAAAUCACACCCAGCAUAACUAGUGAAGAGUAUAUCUCAAGAAGGAAAAGGUUGUUGGAGCUUCUCCCAGAAAAGAGCUUAGCAAUUAUUGCAGCCGCUCCUCAAAAGAUGAUGACUGAUGUUGUGCCUUACACAUAUCGCCAAGAUGCUGAUUACUUAUACCUUACUGGCUGCCAGCAACCUGGCGGCGUCGCAGUCUUGGGUCAUGAGUCUGGCUUGUGCAUGUUCAUGCCAGAGCAGACUACUCAUGACAUUGUUUGGCAAGGAAAAAGUGCGGGCACUGAUGCUGCACUGAAAACAUUCAAGGCUGAGCAAUCAUAUCCAAUUAGCAAACUACAUGAGAUUCUUCCCAAUAUGAUAAAGGGAUCAUCCAGAUUGUUCCACAAUAUGUUGACAGCCAUACCAACAUAUACAGAAUUGGAGGCAUUUCAGAAGGCAGCUUCGAUUGGCAAAGUAAAAGACCUUUCAAAUAUCACCCAUGAAUUACGGUGGGUAAAGUCACCAGCUGAGCUUAAAUUAAUGAGAGAAUCUGCAUCAAUUGCUUGCCAGGCUCUUUUGCAGACCAUGUUGCAUUCUAAGAUGCAUCCUUAUGAGGGUAUGCUAUCAGCAAAGGUUGAAUAUGAAUGCAAAAUGAGAGGAGCUCAGAGAAUGGCAUUCAAUCCUGUGGUUGGUGGUGGCCCAAAUGCCAGUGUUAUUCAUUAUGCCCGAAAUGACCAGAAGAUUAGAGAUGGUGAUCUUGUGCUAAUGGAUGUUGGAUGCGAGCUGCAUGGUUAUGUCAGUGAUCUAUCUCGUACCUGGUCACCCUGUGGGAGCUUAUCUUCUGUACAAGAAGAGCUUUAUGACCUUAUUCUUCAAACAAACAAGGAUUGCAUAAAGCUUUGCAGGCCUGGAACCAGCAUCCGGAAAAUACACAACAAUUCAGUUGAGAUGCUGCUCAAGGGACUUGAGGAGAUUGGCAUUUUGAAAGAUGAUAGGAUAAAAUACUAUAAUCAACUAAAUCCAACUUCAAUAGGUCACUAUCUUGGAAUGGAUGUACAUGAUAGUUCAAUGAUCAGCUAUGAUCGACCAUUGAAGCCUGGUGUUGUAAUAACGAUUGAACCAGGAAUCUACAUCCCAUCUUCUUUUGAUGGUCCGGAGAGGUUCUUCUUGGACCUACUCUAUAGCUCUGUUCCUUGCUAUAGUACCAAGGCAUUGGGAUAAGAAUUGAGGACGAGGUCCUAAUUACAAAAACAGGUUAUGAGGUUCUUACUGGGUCAAUGCCGAAAGAGGUUAAACACAUUGAGUCGCUGCUGAAUAAUUAUAGCUUUGGAAUGUCAACGGAGAGCCAGAGUAACAUGACGGCUGCAUCAAGUUGACAAUCACCUUCAAAAUUUCGAAGACCCAAUAUUCUUCUUUCAUUGCAUUAACUUGCUCGAGUUCUGCUUAAAGGCAGGUUUUGCUUGUACCAUUGUUCGUGUGCAACAAAAAUUUAGCUUCUUUCUUUGUCAUUCAUUCUUUUUCCAAUCUGUUUUUGUUGCAUCCACCUGUCCAUGUAAUUGCCAAUAAUCCCUUAUUGUUUACUUGGGCUAUAAGGAAGAUUCAAUCAUAUAGGGUGUUGUGUAUAUUGCAAGAUGGUCGUAGUAAUUUGACUAGAAGAGAUGUAUCAAUAUUUGGUUGGUUCCUUUUGUUUUGUUUUGCUUUGGUUUUUUUCAUGGUAAGAACUACUUGACAAUA
This is a messenger RNA of Tripterygium wilfordii, 2087 nucleotides long. RefSeq names its product intermediate cleaving peptidase 55, mitochondrial. Gene Ontology annotation, cellular component: mitochondrion. The record is from RefSeq and is a predicted model, not a curated record. Gene Ontology annotation, molecular function: manganese ion binding; metalloaminopeptidase activity. The transcript has 14 exons. The coding region runs from base 234 to 1574 and encodes 446 amino acids. NCBI's taxonomy places the organism in Eukaryota, Viridiplantae, Streptophyta, Magnoliopsida, Celastrales, Celastraceae.